Molecule: messenger RNA, 285 nt
Organism: Enterobius vermicularis (human pinworm)
Lineage: Eukaryota; Metazoa; Nematoda; Chromadorea; Rhabditida; Oxyuridae
Source: the annotation of a GenBank genome assembly
AUGGAAAUCAAGGACAGUUCCCCGGUUAUGGAAAUCAAGGACAGUUUCCCGGUAAUGGAAAUCAAGGACAGUUUUCCGGUUAUGGAAAUCAAGGACAGUUUCCAGCCAAUAGAUAUCAAGGGCAAUUCACUGCCAGCAGAAAUCAAAUGUAACUUUCUGGCAACUGGAUACAGUAACCCGAGAGGAAAAAAGAACAAUUUAAGGGACAGAAGUAAUGAGAAGAAACACUUUGCCACAUUUAGUGCUGAAAAUUCGCUGCGGUCUGUAACCAACCGUGUUUUUUAG